AUGAGAACGGGGUUCGAUGGUCCACUCUCUGCACAGGAGCAGAUGUUCAUCCUUUAUGAAAUCAAACUGCAGUGCUACCAGAACCUGUCCAGCCUCGAGCCGGGCUCCACAGAUGAUGUGUGCGCCCCAGACUGGGAUGGUCUCAUUUGUUGGCCACAAGGAUCCCCUGGGCUGGUUUCCAAGGUUUCCUGUCCGUCUUACAUCUUUGACUUUAAUCACAAAGGACACGCGUACAGGAAGUGUGACGGCAACGGCUCCUGGGUGUUUGUCGACCGUUGGAACAAAACAUGGACCAACUACUCAGAGUGUCUGCGCUUCCUUCAGCCCAUCGAAGAGGAAGAGAGACGAGACUUCUUCGAGCGACUCUACGUCAUGUACACCAUCGGCUACUCUGUGUCCUUCAGCUCGCUGCUCGUGGCCAUCUUUAUCAUCGGAUACUUCAGGCGUCUUCGCUGCACCAGGAACUACAUCCACAUGCACCUGUUUGUGUCCUUCAUGUUACGAGCCGUCAGCAUCUUCGUGAAGGACAAGGUCGUCCACUCCAGCGCCGGGCUGCAGGACUUUGACUCCGCCCUUUUGGACAAUCUAAAGACAGUUAGCAUAGCAUCUCUGGACAAGUCUCAAUACAUCGGCUGCAAGGUGACCGUGCUGCUCUUCAUCUAUUUCCUGGCCACCAACUACUACUGGAUCCUAGUGGAGGGCCUGUACCUUCACAGCCUCAUCUUCAUGGCCUUCAGAUCGGACUCGAAGUACCUGUGGGGCUUCACGCUCGUCGGAUGGGGUGUUCCAGCAGUCUUCGUGGCAGUGUGGGCGAUUGUCAGGGCGACACUAGCAGACGCGAGAUGUUGGGAGUUAAGUGCCGGCAACAUUAAGUGGAUCUACCAGGUUCCCAUUCUGACAGCUAUUGGGCUCAACUUUGUCUUGUUCGUGAACAUUGUGCGAGUCCUGGCCACGAAAAUCCGAGAGACAAACGCUGGACGAUACGACACCAGGAAACAGUACAGGAAACUAGCAAAGUCCACCCUCGUCCUUGUGCUGGUGUUUGGAAUCCACUACAUCAUCUUCGUGGGGAUGCCUCAUACGUUUGAGGGGCCGAGCUGGGAGGUCCGCAUGUACUGUGAGCUGUUCUUCAACUCCUUUCAGGGUUUCUUUGUGUCCAUUAUCUAUUGCUACUGCAAUGGUGAGGUCCAGACAGAGAUAAAGAAGACGUGGACGCGCUGGAACCUGGCCUUCGAGUGGGAGGGGCCUGUGGUCUGCGGCCGCUACCGGUACGGCUCCGUGGUUGUGGGCAUGAACAACAACAGCACCAGCAGUCACUCCCACCUGGCCGGGGCCGGGCCUUCCACACGCUCCACCACACUGGUUUCAGGCCAAAUUUAUCGGCGCGCAGGCCCCCCCGUGGUCAGCUUGCACGCCACUCUCCCGGGUUACGUGUUCAGCAACUCGGACCCGUCCAUUCCUGAGGAGCCUGAGGACAGUGGCCCCAAGCAGGUGGACGACAUCUCGCUGAAGGAAAAUAUGCCAGUUAUCAAUUCAAGUGCAACAGCUGAGGACGAGGAGGAAACACUGUAG
Limanda limanda (common dab) is the source of this 1572-nucleotide messenger RNA. It is a transcript of the gene pth2ra, whose product is annotated as parathyroid hormone 2 receptor a. Gene Ontology annotation, cellular component: plasma membrane. The record is from RefSeq and is a predicted model, not a curated record. NCBI's taxonomy places the organism in Eukaryota, Metazoa, Chordata, Actinopteri, Pleuronectiformes, Pleuronectidae. The coding region runs from base 1 to 1572 and encodes 523 amino acids. Gene Ontology annotation, molecular function: parathyroid hormone receptor activity; peptide hormone binding; G protein-coupled peptide receptor activity. Gene Ontology annotation, biological process: adenylate cyclase-modulating G protein-coupled receptor signaling pathway; cell surface receptor signaling pathway. The transcript is spliced from 13 exons.